Metarhizium acridum CQMa 102 is the source of this 3087-nucleotide messenger RNA. RefSeq lists its product as uncharacterized. The record is from RefSeq and is a predicted model, not a curated record. NCBI's taxonomy places the organism in Eukaryota, Fungi, Ascomycota, Sordariomycetes, Hypocreales, Clavicipitaceae. Gene Ontology annotation, molecular function: protein binding.
AUGACGCUGAAUCCGACCGUGACGGCAAAGUUGUUAAAGUAUGGCCCUGAUCUUGAACCCAGAGCCAAUUGGCUGACAGCUCUCUUCUUUGCUAUAUUGGCUGGGGACGACCAAGUAUUUCAGCUCUUGUGGGAAUCCGGCGCAGACGCAACGGCCAAGACGUUCUGUGAGCCUGGUACCGGAGAGUCAGUCCUCCAUAUGGCGGCUGCCUCGUGGAGGGAUUCCAUGCUGCCGCUGCUCAUUGAAUACGGCGCCGACGUGAAUGCGAGCGGCACCAAUCCCGCUGGCCAGACAGCGCUUCACAUCGCAGCAGAGUAUGGCAACGAAGGUGCCCUGCGAGAGCUAAUCAGGGCCGGCGCCGAUGUGUUUGCCACUUAUGCCGAUGGCAAGACGGCUCUGCAUGCGGCGGCCAAGGGCGGUAACAUGAACACAGCUGAGAUUCUAAUCGACCACGGCAUCGACAUCUUGGCCCGGGAUGGUCAUGGGGCAACGCCCAUGUGUGUGGCGGCUAUACACAAUAGGCGCAAGAUGGUGCAAUUUUACCUCGAUAGGUGUGGCGGCUUCAUGUCGGAAGAAUCCAAGGUCGAUGUUGUCAUUAGAGCGGUAGGAACAGGUCAUGUUGGAAUUCUCGAGAUGCUCGACAGCGCAGGGUUUCCUAUUCUUGGUCGAAAUGGCAUCGGUGACACGGGACUGUCUGCUGCAUCGUAUUUUGGGCACAAAGACGCUGUGGUUUUCUUACUGCGGCGAGGCGCUGGUCCACGACAACAGAGCAAUCGUGGCACCACGGCACGUUACCUGGCGAAUUUGGCUGGCCAUGGCGAUGUGGCCGAGCUUUUGCAGGACGCGGAACGGCUGCUCGCCGUAGAUGCCAAUGCUGAAUUGUUUCUAGGGUGGAAGAACGCGGAUGUCGUCGACGCUUCGUGGGAAGCUAAGUUCUGGGCUGGAGCCAUGAGUGUAUCCGAGACUAGGAAGGUUCACGCGCCUCGAGAGUUUUCAGGCACAUUCAUUUGCAUUCAUUGCAAAUACUUCGAUUUCCGGAGGGGGAUGCCCCCGGACGCAGAGGUCGUGCAUUUUCUGAGCAUGGCCUCGCUGACUUACUCGGCCUCCCGCGGCUGCAAUGGCUGCCAGUUUCUCUGCGACUGUCUAGCAAAGAUAACAGAUGUCCACGGUCAAGGUAUAUGGGGCAACCAACCCGCGACAAAUCUGACUCUUCACCCCAUGGCUCUUGGGAAGCCGCUACUGUUGAGCUCCGGUCGCCUAACCUCCCGACUAUCCAGGAGGGUUGAGAUAUACGUGAAAGAGAGAACCCGAACAACAUGGCCCACUGUGGGAAUUGGUCGGGACACGGUCUUCUCGAACUGGUCCGAAGAACGUGCUGCAAUCGCGCGCAAGUAUCUCCGGGAAUGUAUUGUAAGCCACAAGCACUGUCCGUAUAGCACUGGAUUGUUACCAAAGAGAGUAGUUCGAGUCGGCUCAGCAGGUAAAGACCCUCACCUCUAUAUCAGCACCGGAGAGCUCGCUGACUACGUCACGUUGAGCCAUAGCUGGGGUGGCGUCAGCCCAAUCACCACCACAACCAACACCAUCUCGCAGAGAAUGAAAACCAUCGCAUAUAAAAGUCUGCCAAAGACAUUUCAGGACGCGGUGACCAUCACCCGAAGCCUCGGUAUCCAGUAUCUAUGGAUUGACUCGCCUUGCAUUGUGCAGGACAGCCAAGAGGACUGGCAGAGGGAGGCUGCUAACAUGAAGCACGUUUACGCAAACUGCUGUGCCAUGAUUUCUGCAGACGAUUCGCCGAACCCCCAUGGCGGUUGUUUUAACUCUACUGCUGGCGCCGGCCCGACCAGCUACGCCGUGGAUUCCAAAGGACCGUUGUUCAGCAAACUCAGAGCCUACGUCAGACUCAUUCACCUGCGCGAUCCGUUCCACAUGGAGGUCUGCCAUAGAAUUGGAGACUUUAACGCACCUCCGGAAACCUCCCGGAGUCUUUUAAACUUGCGAGGAUGGACGCUACAAGAGAGAGUGCUUGCGCCUCGGGUGCUACACUUUGGCCGAUCCGAGUUUGCCUGGGAAUGCCCCGAGACGCGAGCCUGCGAGUGCCAACCCACACCUACAAACUUCGACAAAGAGUCAAGGUUCAAGGCAUUGCUUACCGAUAGUGCCCUGCGAGUAGCGCAGCCUGGCAGGCGCAACUCUAUUACGCAUGACGAAGUCGACAUACUACUAUGGACUCACUUUGUGAGUGAGUUUACACAGAGGCAACUCACCUACAGCACCGAUACCCUGCAUGCUCUGUCCGGGCUAGCAAGUUACAUGGCCACAGCGGCUAAGGCAGAUUAUAUCUGUGGUAUCUGGAAGCAAAAGCUGUCCGAGUUUCUGAAGUGGAGGGUUGACUACGCUCUUGGUGUGAAGACCGAAUUAUCUUCUGCGCCUUUUAGGGGUCCACUGUUCAACCAUGCAAGGCCUCCGGUUUAUCCCAGGCGGCACAAGUCGUACUACGCUCCGUCGUGGUCCUGGGCAUCAAUUAUCGGUCCCAUAACCUUCCUGGCGGGGAGAUUAGACACAAGUGACAAGGACCAAGUUUCGCAUAUUCGCAAGAAUGGCACCAUCGAGCGGGGUACUAGGAGGCAAGUCUCCUUGUUCGAGACACCAGAAAUCGAGUACGUCACGGCCUCGUCAAAUCCGUUUGGGCCGCCUCGUCACGCAUCCCUAACAGUGUCUUACCAAACCGCCCCUGUCGUUUGGGCAUCUAAGAAAAUGUCUACAAUUAGUGAAAUGACUCGGUCCAAGAAUGGCGGGACUCUUGCUUACACACGAUCAUCUACCUCGUCCACAUCUACGUCUUUAAAUGCAGAUUUCGAACCUGAUAUUCCAGACAAAGACUUGAAUGUGUCACUCGGGGACUGUCUCUUACUGAUGCACGUUAUCACGACUCACGAUGCGACGGUUGAGAAGAAGGAGACGACAGGAUUAGGGGGGACAGUCGUUAGCGGCCAGAAAGGUACAAAGUUACAGGGGCUCGCACUCAUCCCAACCUCAGCUAGUAGUGGUGAUAGAGCUGUAUACCGGCGUGUUGGUAUCUUUUAA